Molecule: messenger RNA, 2247 nt
Organism: Danio rerio (zebrafish)
Lineage: Eukaryota; Metazoa; Chordata; Actinopteri; Cypriniformes; Danionidae
Source: RefSeq, a predicted model, not a curated record
CGUCAUUAAGCGGACCUAGUUGAAAACCAGACAGAUCAGGCAGCAUACAGAGAGUGGAGCAAAGCGCGUCAAAUGAUCGGUAUGCGCACUGCGCAGACGCGGACGUCGACGCGUAUAUGUGGUGAGCCAAUAGGAGGGCGCGAUUGUGGAUUUGAACGAUACCGGGACAGGUAUAAGUGUUUGGAGUUGCGGUUGGCGUUGGACUUUCGUUCGUCAUUGGACUUGAGGAGAAGACGAAGCAAUUUCAACAGCGGCAACAAUAGGAGAUCUUAGUACGGUAUGUUUUUAUACUAUAAGUAUUGUUUCGGUGGUGGCAAAAUGUCGUGUAAUGUUUAUUUGAAAUAACAAUGUUUGAGACCCUGUAGUGAACGUGUAAUUAAUGGAUGUUGCCGUCUUUGUUGUAGACGAUGGAUAUACUGUUUUGCGAGAUGUGUAGCUAAGUUAAGUGAAAUUUUAAACAGCUGGUUUAUCCAACUGUUGUAUAGGAGCGGCGUACAGUGUAAAAUGGCGUAUUGUUGUAUAGUACAGAUUUAUUUGUAAUGGUGCAUGUUGUAGUUUAGCUGAAGAAGCCUUUGCAAAUGGCGACCUAUAAGAAUAAUGUGCUGGAUAUAGAAGGAUAUGGGCAAGAUAUGAUGUGUUUUCGUGUGUUCCACAGAGUAAUGGCUGACUCAAAGAGGAAGUGUUUGGAGGUAGAGGGUUACGUACAUGACGUGUCUGAAGUCCUACAAGGGAAAUCAAGCAAUGUGCGUUAUUUUACGGCCUUGCUGCAGGAGGCCAACCAGAACAGCAGAGUCGUUGUGUUCGACGUGCAAAAGCACAACAGUUUUCAGUGUGCUGCAAGAGACCGCUCUCCAGUCAAGUUGUCUUUUGUGGAGCAUUCUCCCUCCAAACAGCACAACAACACUAAUGAUCUGUUGGUCAAAUCUGGGACAAAGGUGUCUGUUCUCCGGCGACUGGAAUUUGCACGGGAAGAUGGCUUGACUUCAAGAGCCCCUGUGAGGAGUUUGAGUGACAUACAGCGGGAUGUCAGAGAGUACCAGAGGGUCACUGUGAAAGUCAAAGUGUUACGAAUGCUGCAGGACAAAGAAAGUGUGGUGCGGGGACAGAAACUGCGCAGGAAGAGUGUUGUUGUGGCUGACAGCAGUGACCUUAUUUUGCUGAGUCUUUGGGGUGAUCAUGUAAUGACAAUAGGUGAAUGGUAUAUUUUGACGAAUGUGUCUGUAAGAGUGUUUAAGGGGAUGACAUCAUUAAGUACAACGAUGCAAACUAGCUUAAGUGUGGUUGAAAAUUCUGGGCCCGCAAAAGAAUUUGUUGAGGAAGAUGUAACUUCAGUCGUCGGAGAGAUAGUUGAGGCAGAAGUCAAAGUAGACCAUUUUUGUCCAAAACACCACCUGUUGGAAAACAUUAAUGUUGCCACACACAUGACCCGCUGCACAAAAUGUGCUUCUUUUUGUAAGACUUCGAAAUCUAGAGUUGAGAUGCGUGGUCACAUAGGAAUCACUGUGGAUUUUGUGCAGCGCAGAAUUCCUUUGGAUGAUGCAGAAAUUCGGGAACUUUUAAAUUUGAAUGGACGGGAAAAUCUGGAUUCACAUGCAUUAGCUGCAAAGCUGCUUGUGCAUGAUGAUCUAAAGGUGGAAAUGUGGAGGGAGUUUAUCACCAGGGUUUUGUUUGUGAAGAAAGAUGAUGCUGUAGAUGCUCCUAAAGAUGGGAGUGAUGAAGCAGCAGCAGCAGUCUCUAAUGGGGAAAAGGAUGAGUUUGACAAUUUGGAUUCAUUGUUUGACUGACUUGAGUUGCGUUGAACGUUAAGUGGGACUUUAACAAUGUGCAAUAUUUGAAAAAGACUGAAAAAAUGCAUCGUAAGUUUUAAGAAGUUUUUCCAAGAAAUACAGAUGAUGACAGUCUGUUCUUAGUUAAAUUUUUUUAGCGUGUAUUUUAUUUAUUUUUAUUGUAAAACAUUGUACAAGACGUGUUAUGUAAAUUAUUAGAUUGGAUUCAUUGUUUGACUGGAGUUGUGUUGAACGUUAAGUGGGACUUUUUAACAAUGUGCAAUAUUUGAAAAAGACUGGGGGAAAAAAUGUAGCUUAAGUUUUAAGAAGUUUUUCCAAGAAAUACAGAUGAUAACAGUCUGUUCUUGGUAAAAAAAAAAAAAAAAAAGUGUGUAUUUUAUUUAUUUUAUUUUUAUUGUAAAACAUUAUGUACAAGACGUGUUAUGUAAAUUAUUAGAUGUGCAAUAAAUGUGUGCCUGUG